Messenger RNA from Linum trigynum, 2136 nucleotides. Lineage: Eukaryota; Viridiplantae; Streptophyta; Magnoliopsida; Malpighiales; Linaceae. The record is from the annotation of a GenBank genome assembly.
CGAUAUUAUUUAUAUAAUAUAUACUGAGUGUCACAUGCAUGCAUAAUAUAUUGAAUGCCACAACUUUCUGGUCUCUCAUAACGUACAUCAUAUCAUAUCGCAGCACUUUCUUUCUCCACCUCCACUCUUUCCCCCUUUUCCCGGCCGUAACGGACCGUCGGUCGUGGACCUGAUGUCCGGCGUGUGGAUAUUCGACCGGCGAGGCGUGGCUCGCCUCAUCACUCACCCCACCAGAGAGUCGUUCGAGCAGAGGUCGGACCAUCAGCCGCGGCAGCCCGGUACGGCCACCGCCCCCGGGGCCAGGCCACGUGUCCUCGUCUACCUCCCGGCCAACCAGGUGAUCCGAUCGUACGACGAGCUGGAGCAGCGGCUGGGGGAGCUCGGUUGGACCCGCUACCGGCCCAAAGUCGACGGGCUCGUCCAGUUCCACAGGUCCGCCUCCACGGCCCACCUCAUCUCCUUGCCCAAGCGCUUCGCCGAUCUCAAGCCUUUCCAUAUGUACGACAUCGUCGUCAAAAACCGGUCCUUCUUCCAAGUUCGCCAUCCCUGCUAAACUAACUACGGUUUGAAUCAAUGAUCAUCACUACUUCACAGUUUUUAAGACUUUGCAUGCUCUUGUUUACUAGCUACUGUGUGUCUUUUCUACUCUAAAUGCUCGAUGGAUGUUGUGCGAUCGCGGUCACGAUGAACAAUAUGGAAAAGGGGUUAUAAUGUUCUUACGGUUACGAAGCGAAGGUGUCAAUGGCUAUAUAGCUCUCCGUUUUCUCUGAUCUUCAACCCUUUCAGGAGUUUCGAAUUUUAAUUAAUUUAGGGAUAAUUUUUGGUUUGGUUUGCUACUAUAUUUUUAUUAAUUUUGUUUUACAUUGUUGGGUUUAAUUUGAUUAUAAAGUUUGUCGACGGAUCAUGUGACAUUCAUCUAGACAAGUAGUAUUCGUUGUAUUUUUCCCGUCAACUCUAGUAAUCACUUAACAUUAGAUGUCACAAUUAUCAUCAAAACGUAACAUCUUGUAAAGCGUUAACAACGAUUGGUAAAAUAUUCACGUCUUCCAAUAAUGCUAACCCUUAAUUUAUUUCAACAAAUUCGAUCCGUCCAAAAAUCUCAUUGUAUAUAUAUAUGUAGCCCCACCUUCUACAGUACAGAUGGUCAUCAUGGAGAACACAUGGAGGAAGUACAACUAAACUGUUGAAUGUUUCAGUUGAAACCCUAGCUAACCCCCCUUGGCUUCUUUCCCAUCACUCUUUGACUAGAAAAUAUCUUCUACAUAGCCUAGCUAAGAACGAAGAACAUACGCACCUUGUUUCAGUUAAUUAUUAAUCUUUGGUAAGACACACACACACAUAUAUAUAUAUUUUUAGUAUACUGCUAAUUAGGGUUUAUGCAGAAGUAAGCAAAGCAAGCAUCUCAUGAUGAUCAUCAACUAAUUAACAGAUCAGCUAGCUAGCUAGCUUCACUUUAUUGACCGUAGGUAGCUUAGGGUUGCAUGCAAAAGCAAAGAAGAGAAAAAUGGCGAUGCUGAAUUGCUGAUCCGUCAGCUAUACGUUUAGUAGGUGGGGGCUAGCUAGCAAGUAGCCUUUUUGAAGGAGAGAUCACGAGCCAGCCGGCUAUAGUAUAUGGGUUACAAGUGAGAACCCGCAGGCGCAGGCGCAGAAGCAGAAGCAAGCAAUUAGACGUAGUAGUACUACACUACACAGUGAAAGCGAGCGUCGAAUGUUUUGUCAAAACAAGAUUGGUGCUGCUGUGCUGUGCUAUGGAGGCGGGACGUCCCAUUCUCCACAAGGAGUAGUGCAACAGCUUUUUCAUUGAUAUCGAUCUCUCUUGUUGACUUCUCUCUUUGAAUAUAAUAUAUAUGGAGACUUUUAGCUAGCUAGCUAGGGUUGCAGCCUACGUAUAUUAAUAUAUAGCUACCUACAGCUCUACCCCUUGUGCCCCAGUCUUUUUGGUUUGGCUGUUUAAUCAGAGCAGCAAGCAUAAAUGCAUCUUUCGUUACAGUACCAGUACACUUUCAUGUUAUUAAGUGCUUCCGAUUGCAUUUGGUUACCAUUUACCAACUUAUUAGCGUUGGGAUCAGAACGUACGGACUAAACGAGUCGUGAUGUGUUAACGAAUAGGAAUUGGAAAAAAGAUAUUGCUUUUGG